Molecule: messenger RNA, 1102 nt
Organism: Pomacea canaliculata
Lineage: Eukaryota; Metazoa; Mollusca; Gastropoda; Architaenioglossa; Ampullariidae
Exons: 4
Coding region: 127-1086 (319 amino acids)
Source: RefSeq, a predicted model, not a curated record
AGAGGCUGAAGUAGAGACGAGAACUGAAAAUAUUUUCUCAAACAAAAUCCGGGUUCUUUGUUCGAUAUUAUCUUCAACAGAACCAACAUUUAAAAGUCUUCUUACUUGACCACGUCUAUGUUAUAAAUGGCGGUUAUUAUGCGAGUAGCUUUGCUGCUGAUGUUGUUGUACAAUGUGAUUGUCAUUGCUUCUUCCGACGUUAACCGGACAACGGAGAAAGACUUGUUGUCGUUGUCGUCUGUGACGUCAGACGAGGAGACACGGAGGUUGCGUCGCUUGGAGGCAGAGGUGGAGAUACUGCGGCGGAGUGUGACGGAGCUGAAAGCUGCAGGGCCGUGUGCAAAACAGCAAAGCUCACUAGAAGCAGACGCCCUCAGCGUGGCACAGGAAGUUCGUGGACUACGUCAUCACGUGCAGUCGCUGAGAAUGCACUCAGAGUUGUCUGCCAUUCGUUCGGAGCUAGACGCGCUGAGGUCAAAGGUGCCUUACAACGUCACUGAAGAGGUCAGACAGCAGGCACGUGUCACAGAGCAACCAGGGAACGUUUCUCAGUCAUCGACAUCAUCAGGUUCUGUCUACACUCGCUGGGGUAAUAGUCAGUGUCCAUCUCAGUCUCAGCUUUUCUAUUCAGGUGUAAUUGGAGGAUCUCAUUACAUGCACGAAGGAGCGGCAUCCAACGCCCUGUGUCUUCCUCUCAACCCUGUCUAUGAGGACUACGUCGUUCCCGGGAGCGUGACCUACGUCUACGGGGCUGAGUACGAGGUCAACGUCCAUUCUUCCAAUGACCUUGACCCCAAAUGUUCCGUGUGUCAUACCCCACUCGCCGCCACCAUCAUGGUGCCAGCUACCAACUCCUGCCACACCGAGUGGAUGCUAGAAUAUUCGGGCAUUCUCAUGGCUGGACAUUACUCUCAGAAAGCAGCGACCGAAUUCAUUUGUGUGGACCCUGCGUUGGAGGGUAUGACGGGGUCAAAGGACGACAAAAACGGAAAACUGUUUUACUUCGCCUCCUCGUCAUGUGGGAGUCUGCGGUGUCCUCCUUACAUCAACAACAAAGUACUGAGCUGUGCUGUUUGCUCCAAAUAGUGUCUCGAUAAGGGAA